Molecule: messenger RNA, 1092 nt
Organism: Brugia malayi
Lineage: Eukaryota; Metazoa; Nematoda; Chromadorea; Rhabditida; Onchocercidae
Gene: Bma-wip-1
Exons: 6
Coding region: 1-1092 (363 amino acids)
Molecular function (GO): actin binding
Source: RefSeq, a predicted model, not a curated record
AUGCCGAUACCUCCACCACCCCCAUUACCACCUUCAGUAUUACCUGCAUUAAGUAUUAGGUCAAGCACCACCGCAUUGCAGUCAAAAGCUGAUGAUCGAUCCAAACUACUCAGUGAAAUUCAAACAGGUAUGAAGUUGCGGAAAACUGUGACCAAUGACAGGUCAGCACCAGCUGUCGGAGGAAGGGUUUCAGAUUUAUCGGAGACCAAUGGCAGAGCUAUCACUACUAGCGGAUCAAAAGUUUCUGCAGUUGGGGGAGUUAAUAGUCUUUUUGUGAAUGGUAUCCCGAAGAAGCCCUCUGAUAACAAAAGAAAUCAAACAAAUGUCUUAAGAGGUCCGAUAACUAGUCCACCGCUUUUACCAAAACCAUCUGAAAUGCAUCCAGCAAAGCCAAUAACUCAUUCAGAGUCUCAAGAACAGCAACUUUUGGCACCAUUGACAGAAUGUUCUGAAGCUUCUAGUAUAUGUCGUCAAACUUCUGUCGGAAUAGCAAGUCGUCUAAAACAGUUUAAUCAGAUCAAUCGACCGGGAUUGGCACCACCAACACCACCAUCACUCAAAACCAAACCAAUUGUUAAAGAUAUUAAGUCUCCACCGGUGAAGAAAAUUCCCGUUCCAGAGCAAUUCAAAACUUUGAGACCGAACAGGCCUGCUAACGAUGUAUCUUCUUUGCGUCGUUCUGGCAGUUCUGAUAAUGUAAGGAAUUCUCAAUCAUCACUAUCGGAUAACCGUAGCACACCUCCAUCAAGUACUCCUUUACCCUCGAAUCUAUCUAGUUCGACCAAAAUUUCGAAACCAGCAUGUCCUCCCCCUCCACCACCUAUUCAGGCAUCUCGAGUCGGACGUCCAGUGACUAAUCCAUUCAACCAUUUCACAUCAGUUUCAUCCUCCGGAAUGCCCCCUAAUGUAUCAAUCGACGAAGACUCACCUCCUCCACCACCACCUCCCCGAUUAGCUUCCUGUACUGAUCAAAUGGAUCGUUUCAUCUUCAUUCCGAUCAGUGAGUUACCACCUCCAGGAUUUUUCUCUGGAACAAAAAAAAUCUACGAAUAUCAUCCAACACGCAAAAUUCAAAAUGCUCCUUCGCUUUAA